AUGAAUUUACACGCCGGGGGAUUGUCAUGCGGAGCCUCGUCGCUUAAGUCGGAGACCACCGUUGCCACAACAACAGCAACAAAAUUGAAAGGAUCGGCGGAGUUGACGUCGCUUGUAAAGGUUUCGAGUUGGGGCAAAGGGAGCAGCAAUCUCUGUGACUGCUCCUCUUGCCAGAAAAAAACAAGCGGGAACUUCAUGACGGAGCCAAAGUUUGAUUUGUCCCUCCAUAAGUCACCACUUCUGCCACAGAUGAUGACGCAACCGUCGGCAAUUUGCCCACACACCGUGUCCCACUCUCAGUCCGCAAAGACGCAGGACUCUGUGGAAAUCCCUUCCUCAGGAAAAGAUGCGGCAACAUAUUCUCGGACGGCAGCCAACACGUCAUUGUUGCCACCUUGCACAGUGGAGCGCCAGCAAUUUCAUCAUUAUUAUUCCCAUCCUCAUCAACAGCACCAUGAGCAGCCUUCAGCGUCACGGAAUUUAUUGGCGUCGGGGGGUAUUCCUUUGCAACGAUACCGCGCCAAACUGGAGGAGUGUGCAGACCUUCAUCGUCGCCUGCAGGACACUUGUGUGGAGCUUAGUGUGACACGGGAACAUUUGUGCAGCGUCAAGGUGGACCGUAGCAAUCUUAUAAACGAAAUUGAACGGCUUCGGGAUGUACUGUUUGUGACCACAACUGAGCUACAAAGUAUGCAGCAACGCGUGGAAGAAUUGGAGCGGGAGAAUAAGCACAUGAGUGUUGAAUUGCGUGGGCUUCAGGCACUCUCCAUGUGUCCAUCCAGGCGGAUGGAAAUAAUCACAACUCUGAGAGCAACCCCGUACGACACCGAUGCCGGCAAAUCGGAAAAUAUUUACGGUACGAACACGGAUUCAUUUGCUCCUGGUGAUAUGGGUGCUCGUCGUCGUCUCACCAAUUCCGCGGCGGCACUUUGUCUGGAGAGCAACCCAUCCCUUUUGCGACGCUCAUUGACAUGCACCGAUACGCUGAAACCAACAGAUAUAUUGGCCUCAUAUGUUUGUGAGUGUUUCCGUACCGAGGUCGUACCGCAUAUGGAAUUGUUGCACAGUUUGUAUGAUGGUUCUCGCCUGAUGGCUGUCGACCCGCCCGUCACGCAUGCCCAACUGAGCGCGUUGAAGCGUGUCCUCGUGGAAGCAGCGGCAGGAACAACAAGAAUAGGAGGUGCAGGUGCAGCGUCAAUUCGUAGGCUGGAAAAGAGGCCUUUGCCCCGUGUUGGCGGUCGUCGCUUGAGCCCCUUGACGUCUGCUAAGCGGUGGAAUUGUCAAGUGGAACUUCUCUCGUUUCGGUGCGAGAAUUGGCAUGCCAGCACAAGUGUGCUGCUGUACAUGAUACGCUCCAUUGAGUCUGUGCGUCAUGUAGAGAUCUUUUCCUUGACGGACGUGGCGGUCUUGCGGCAGUUGGCCGAGGCCCUUCUUAUGGCACCCCACGUGGAGGUGCUCUCUCUGCCGGAGUUGUCCCUCGCAGACGAUGGUCUGGCCGUGCUAUUCUCAUUUAUGGUUCGACAAGAGCAGCUUGUCACGAAGGCCCCGGCAAGCAUUGUGGAAACUAAAUCUUCAACACGGACAAAAUACGAACCUUUGGGAUCGAAUGAACCGCAAAAAGGCAUUGGGGUUCUCUCCCAUAAUAGGGAUCAUAAGGAAGAUGAAGAUGAUGAUGGUGCUGGUGGUAUUGGUGGAGAGGAUGAGGAAGGGGAGGAGGCUUCAUGUAAAUUGGGGGAUCAUUCAGCUCAAGUGUCUUCUGAAGGUCGUUAUGUGGAGCCACAAUUCUCUAUACCCUGCCUGGAUCUCAGUCGCUGCAGGAUUGACCACCCCACAGGGCUCUUUCGCACGUUCCGAGGCCCAUUGGUAAAGGUACUUGUGUUGACUGGGUGCAGUGCACUGCGGGAUGCGCAUGUGCGUGACGUACUUGAGGCCUGCCCACAGUUGCAUACAAUUGACCUCUCAGGAAACGAAGGCCUUACAACGGCGUGUGUCCGGUACAUCAGUCAACAUGAACGGCUGAAGGUGCUACGGUUGGAAAACUGCCCCGCUAUCAAGCGACUUGAGUUGGCCAAUGUGGAAGUUCUCUUUUCCUCUCUUGCGUAUGUGACAAGACUUUAUGCCCCAGAGCUUUGUCGUCUGCCGGUACCACUCACACAAUCUCAUGUAUUAUUUGACCUCUACGCCCCUAAACUGAGGGAGAUCAUAUUGAAGGGGAUUGUUGUGGAUCGUGGCACACUUGCUGCGUUUGUGCACAACGGUAGUAACGGCUGUGCAGGAGAACGCGAAGUUUCCUCGAGUCUUAGAGCCCACAGCUCCAGUGCUCGACCGGUGGAAAAAAAUUUUUUGGAGGAGCAACAACAACAAGAACAACAACCGCCGCGGGAAUGCGAGGGAGAGGAUGAAGAGAUGGAAGAGAAGCAGGAGUUCCAAGAGGAGCAGCAGGAGCAACAACAAGAACAACAAGAGGAGGAGGAGGAGGAAAACCAACACGAACCUGGUGACGUGCCGCAACUUUUGUCAGUUGGAUUUAUUGGGUGUCUUAUUGCCUCUGCAUCCGAAUUGAACUCAUUUAUGAAGCAACAAACCCAACUGCUGCGUCUUUCUCUUCAUGGCUGUCAUGGGUUGGUGGAUUCAAGCCUUGCGUGGCUUCCGCACACACUUAUGGAACUUGACCUUGGCGGGGUUGCUCAGCUGACGGGCAGCAGUGUGAACGUCAUUGCCACACGACUGCCGCAGUUAAUUAAAUUAAGUCUUAAAAACGCAGGUACGUCCAUACAGAAUGCGGAUUUACAUCGUUUACGCGGCCUAGGUAACUUGGAGGUGCUAAACCUGCUUGGUCUACCACAACUAUUCCCAGAGGUGGUGGCCGCCGUGGUGGAGGCAUUGCCGCAACUCCGUGUUUUAUACCAUGAAACUGUCGUGGUGGCCAGAACGCAUCCGACAACCGUAUUGCAGGUAAAUCGCAUUGACGAAGAGGACACCACACACCACGAUAUUCAACAUUGUUUAAAGGAGCUGUUGCAACUACGCAACGAAACUGCACUUGCGCUUUGGAUGGAAGCACAACUGCCCAAACCUGCACAACUUCUUCCUUGUCGUAAUGGUGCCAGAAGCGGCACAGAAAUGGGCGCAAAACAACCGCCGCUGACAAUUAACACAACAUUCUACGAGGCCACCCAGCUGGAAUUGUCGCAGCAGGGCCGAUUUACAAUGGCUUUGGAAAACGAAGAGGAGGAGGAACCCUCGACGGCGGAGAACGGAGAGAACACGGUGGAGCAAGAGAAACCGGAUGUGUUGACAAUUUCCAGCGAUCACGAAGAAGCGAUGCCACACGAAUUUUUUGAUGGUGAAGGUGAUAAUGACGAGGAUGACGAAAAUGAGAAAUCAAAACAGAGUUUAUAUGAUACGCAUCGAAGGACGGAAUCGGGAAUGGACGAGAAGAGCCGGUUGGCUAUUGAACAGACACCUUUGGGUCCAUGGGGGGCAGCCGACAUUGUCGCAGAACAUCGGCAGAAUUCUGGGGGUUGA
Messenger RNA from Trypanosoma cruzi, 3528 nucleotides. RefSeq names its product leucine-rich repeat protein, putative. The record is from RefSeq and is a predicted model, not a curated record. The transcript has a single exon. The coding region runs from base 1 to 3528 and encodes 1175 amino acids. NCBI's taxonomy places the organism in Eukaryota, Euglenozoa, Kinetoplastea, Trypanosomatida, Trypanosomatidae.